AUGACAACCAAAAAGACACCAAUUAAUAUUUGUAAAGACGUGAUUAAUGAUUUGUUUAUAAUAUUACAUCAAUUUGAAUUAGAUCAUCAAGGUUUCAACUAUAUUAGUAUAACGGGGAUUUAUUUAUGUAUAUUGUCAUUGAGUAUAAUUUUAUUGAUAACCAAAGAUGACAGUGAUAAUAAUAGUGAAAUCAGUGAAGAAAUUAAAAGAAAAAAUAAUUUAGAACUUCAAAUCAAGUUUGCAUUUUUUUUAAAAGUUUUAAAAGAGACUUCACACAUUUGGAAUUUAUCCAAAAAAGCUUAUAAAUUAAUUAAAAUGAAAUACGAAAAGUUUUAUAAAGGUUUAAAUUUUCAUGGUAACGAAAUUCAUUUAUCGAUAUUAGAUCAAAAAUAUGUUAAAAGCAAUAAUGAUAAUCUAAGUCACGAUAAUUUAUUCAGCGAUAAUGAGAAAAUUGAUAAUGGAUAUGAAAACGAAGAUGACGAUGAUGAUCGUGAUAGUGAUAUGGACAAUGAUAAUGAAGAAGAAAACGAAGAUAACAAUAAUGUUGACCAUGAUAAUGACAGCGAUAAUCAUAAUAAUCAUAAUGAUAAUCAUAAUGAUAAUCAUAAUGAUAAUAGUAGUGAUAAUAGUCGAAAUACUAAUAAGAAUAACAAGAAUGAUAAGAACAGUAGAAAUAGUGGAGAUACAAAUUGCAAUAUUAAUAAAAAUACCAUUAAUAAUAGCGACAAUAAUAAUUUCAUGCAAAGACAACCACAAAAUUUAUUUAAAUCAGUUAAUCCAAAUAAUAAUAAUAACUAUUAUUAUAAUAAAGCGAGAACUAGUAACACAAGAAAUAUUAAUGAUUUAUUGUAUGAAAAUUCUGGUUAUAAGCACGAAGCAAUGAAUAAGAAUAAAUUCCAAAGAGGUGAAGAGGAACCAUCGUUGAUUGCAUCUACUAACUCAGGGCUCAACAGUAUGAAUUGUGAAUUUGCAUUAGAAAAUGUUAAUUUAAAUAAGAAUAAUUUUAAUACAUCUAGUAGCAAUAUUAAAAAUAACAAUAAUCUGAAUAAUAAUCCCAAUAAUAAUAGUAAUAAUUUUUUAAGAAACAACAUCAAUAGAAUGAAUGGAAUUGGUGGGAUGAAUAAUGGAAAUCUCAGUAGAAAUAAUAAUAUGGACAUUGGUAGAAAAAUUUACUCAACUAUGGAUAUUAAUAUGAUAAUCAAUAAUAGUGAUAAUAACGAAAAUAAAAAUAGUAGUAAUCCUGGUAGAAGCAACAAUAAUAGUAAUAGUAACAGUGAUAAUAACAGUAGCAAUAGCGGUAAUAAUAAUAAUAAUAGUAAUAAUAUUAAUAAUAAUAAUAAUAAUAACAAUAAUGGCAAUAAUGGUAUGCCAUCCUCAAGAAUAGAAAUAAAUGGUUUCAAUUACCAAGAGAAUUUUAACAAUUUUCAAAAUACGAAUAAUCAAUAUAAUAAUGGUAAUAGUAACACAAACAAUAUGAACAAUAUAAAUAUGAGUAACAUGAAUAAUGUGAAUAAUGUGAAUAAUGUGAAUAAUAUGAACAAUAUCAAUAAUUUAAAUAAUAUGAACAAUAUGAACAAUAUGAAUAUGAACAAUAUGAAUAUGAAUAUGAAUAUGGCCAGUAUGGGCAAUAUGAACAAUAUGGCGAAUAUAAACAACGUGAACAAUAUGAGCAACAUGAACAUAAAUAACAUCAAUAGCAACAAGGCCAGCAAUUACGAUUACAACAACGCGAGAGACAGCUCGAACAACUUCAACAUCAACAGCAUCAUCAACAUGACGGAGAACGAGCUCAAUUUCGGCAGCAACGAGUUUGGCAGCAACGGAAACAGUAUUGGAGACAACAUGGGGGAUAAUAUCGACUUGGGCAGCAGUGGCAACGAUGGCAACAACAACAGCUACAGCGUCAUCUCGUUCCCCAGCUUCAUUGGAGGACCUCCGGUGAUGAUGACAGCAGGAGGGAACAACAAUAAUGAGGAUAACUGGGAGUUCUUCUUCCCGGACUUGUUCAACUGA
Ascoidea rubescens DSM 1968 is the source of this 2013-nucleotide messenger RNA. RefSeq lists its product as uncharacterized. Bases 1 to 2013 code for a protein of 670 amino acids. Lineage: Eukaryota; Fungi; Ascomycota; Saccharomycetes; Ascoideales; Ascoideaceae. The record is from RefSeq and is a predicted model, not a curated record. The transcript has a single exon.